Messenger RNA from Myotis daubentonii (Daubenton's bat), 1373 nucleotides. RefSeq names its product sodium/hydrogen exchanger 9B1-like. The transcript is spliced from 9 exons. The record is from RefSeq and is a predicted model, not a curated record. Gene Ontology annotation, cellular component: membrane. Gene Ontology annotation, biological process: proton transmembrane transport. The coding region runs from base 1 to 1320 and encodes 439 amino acids. Gene Ontology annotation, molecular function: antiporter activity. Lineage: Eukaryota; Metazoa; Chordata; Mammalia; Chiroptera; Vespertilionidae.
AUGUAUUUUUUUUAUAUUUCAGGAACUUUACUUGUUGUGAUAUGGUUUGCAAUCUCAUCAAUCUCAAGCCCUGACCAUUACCCUGAUAAAAAUUCAUUUCAACUAUUAUUUGUCUUUUGUUGUUCCGUAAUUGGGGGGAAACUUUUGGAAGUCAUUAGAAUACCUUCAGUGCCUCCACUUCCACCUCUUUUUGGGAUGUUAUUGGCUGGUUUUGCCAUUAGGAAUGCUCCAUAUAUCAGUGAGCGCAUCCAUGUUAGUAAGGAGUGGUCUUCAACUUUAAGAAAUAUUGCCCUUACCCUUAUCCUAAUAAAAGCUGGACUUGGACUCGAUCUACAGGCUUUGAAGCGUUUGACGAGAGUUUGUGUAAGGUUGUCCUUGGGGCCAUGCCUCAUGGAGGCAUUUUCAACUGCUGUUAUUUCCCACUUCCUUUUGAAUUUUCCCUGGCAAUGGGGAUUUCUUUUAGGUUUUGUAGUAGGUGCUGUCUCUCCUGCUGUUGUUGUCCCUUCCAUGCUACAGUUGCAAGAAGAAGGAUAUGGUGUUGAGAAAGGCAUUCCAACCUUACUAAUGGCUGCUAGCAGUGUAGAUGACAUCUUGGCUAUCACUGGAUUCAGUAUAUUCAUGAGCAUGGUCUUCUCUACAGGUGGCAUACUUCAUGAUCUCUUAACUUCUUUUCGGGAUGUAAUUUUGGGUAUGCUACUAGGAACAUUUUGGGGAAUUUGUCUUCGAUAUUUUCCAAGUGAAGAUCAGACAAAUCUUACAAUGAAGAGAGCAGGCCUUAUUUUGGGUUCAUGUGUAACUGCCGUCUUAGUCAGCAAUAGCAUCGGUACACAUGGAGCUGGAGGAUUAUUCACAAUAAUGUUGACUUUCAUUGGAGGAGCACAUUGGACCACAGACAGGAAUGAAGUUCAAAAAAUUAUUACAUUUGCAUGGGAUAUUUUUAAACCCCUCCUUUUUGCUUUGGUUGGAUUGGAAGUAUCUGUUGAAGCUCUUAAAUCAGAUGCUAUUGGUAUUUCUAUUGCUUGUAUGAGUUUGGCCUUAUUGGUUCGAAUUUCUGCUACAUUUUUCUUGGUGACUUUUGCUGGUUUUAAUUUUAAGGAGAAAAUAUUUAUUGCUCUGUCAUGGAUACCCAAAGCUACAGUCCAGGCUGUAUUAGGUCCUCUGGCUCUAGAAACUGCAAGAAUCAGCUCACCCCACUUGGAACCAUAUGCGAAGGAUGUGAUGACAAUAGCAUUUUUAGCCAUCUUGAUCACAGCUCCAAAUGGAGCUCUGCUUAUUAACAUACUGGGGCCCAGAUUACUUGCACGCUGUAGUCCAAACUAAACAAAACAAGAAUUAUCAUAAUGAGCACUUCAUUAAAAGUUCAUUUGUCAUCA